Molecule: messenger RNA, 814 nt
Organism: Chrysoperla carnea
Lineage: Eukaryota; Metazoa; Arthropoda; Insecta; Neuroptera; Chrysopidae
Exons: 5
Coding region: 1-600 (199 amino acids)
Source: RefSeq, a predicted model, not a curated record
AUGACUACGAUAGAUAUCGGUGAAUUACAAAUGGUUUCAAAACAUUCCUUAAUUAAUGGAUAUCCCACUGAUUAUGAUCCUUCGUCAAGACCAAUUAUAAGAGAUUGUGGUUGUGCUUUUAGAUUUACUACGACGUUUAGAAAAAAUCGUUUGCGAACAGCUGUACGACCACGUAAAUCAAGUAGAAGUAAAAGUAUUCAAAAAAUAAAAGACGAAAAUGAAUCAAAAGUCAACAUCUCUGAUGAGCAGUUUCAACCUGUGCCUGAAGAUUCUAAAAACAUGUGUACUGAAACUGUUGAGGAUACAAUGAAAUAUUCUGGCUAUAAACAGUAUUCCGUAAAAUAUUUAUAUGAUUAUAAAACAUGUCCAGUAUUGUAUAAAUCAACUUUAACAAUACCAUUUAAUACGGAGGAAGAAACAUUAUUUAGAGAAGAAAUACUUUAUCAAAAAAAAAUAUAUGCAAAACGGGUAAUAGAAACGGUAACAACAAUAACAAAUGGACCUAUUUACAAAGCAACCAUACAUAUCAAUUGCAAUAGCGGAGAUUACGUUACUUUGGAUAAUAAUUUUAAGACUGACCAAGCUGACUCUGAAUGUUAAUUAUGAAUAGAAUUUGACGGAAAGUACAACACGUUUUUAUUUUAUAAUUAUAACGAAAUAUAGGAUUUAAAUAAUUUUGUUUUUGUAAAUAAAUAAGAAUAAAUCAAUGUUAUUUAGUACUAAAGGUCGAUUCAGAUUAUAAUAUUAUUGUUUGUUGUUAAUUCCUCAAACGCAGGAAUACCAUAUUCGAAAUCUGAAUCGAUCAUUAAUUAAA